Messenger RNA from Cryptotermes secundus, 2960 nucleotides. It is a transcript of the gene Smyd4-3, whose product is annotated as SET and MYND domain-containing protein 4. The transcript is spliced from 9 exons. Bases 65 to 2107 code for a protein of 680 amino acids. Gene Ontology annotation, molecular function: protein binding. Lineage: Eukaryota; Metazoa; Arthropoda; Insecta; Blattodea; Kalotermitidae. The record is from RefSeq and is a predicted model, not a curated record.
CUCAUGUCUGCAGCACUGCCCAGUUAGUAUAUAAAGCUAAGAAGACAAGCUGAAAACAUCUAAAAUGAAACUGGAUUCUUUAGCAGAAAAGAAGUUAGACACAGACUGUGGUUUCUUAAAGUGUCACCAUUCAAAUCUUCGUAAUUCAAUUAGUGAUGAAAAAUUACAAGAACUGUCAACUCUUCAAAGUGAUGAAAAGCGAUUUUCAUUUGUCUAUAAAUUGCCUGUUGUUCAUGAAUAUGAGGUAAAGGCUUCCAGUUCUGGAAAAAAUGAAACAGAAGCAGGACAAUUAAAGGAAGAAGGAAACAAAGCAUUCCAAAAUGGAAACUACCAGAGUGCAAUGCAAAGUUACACAAAGAGCAUUAUGAAAAUACCAUGGGCUAAAGAUUCAACCCGGGAACUUGCUAUUACAGUGGCCAACCGUUCUGCUACAUUCUACCACUUACAGAAGUAUCAAUUGGCAUUGCAAGAUAUUGACCUGGUCUUCUCACUUGAUUAUCCACCAGAACUUAGCUACAAAGUUCUUGACAGGAAAGCUCGCUGUCUUCUUGCAAUAAAACAACUGAAGGAUGCACUCGAAGCUUUCAGGUGCACUCUCACGGCCCUGGACUUAGCCAAACUACCUGUGGAAAGAAAGCGAAAAUGGGAAAUGGACGUGCAAAUUAUGCUUACAAUGUUGGCCAAGAACAAGGUCCUUGCUAAUGAGCCUAGAACACUUCCAGAAGAUGCAACUUUACCCAGUGUGACUUGGCAGCAGCAUUCACGUUAUGUGUCAGCAAGUUCUGCAGUAAAAAUAGAAGAGAACAAGGAUAUGGGGCGAUUUGCAGUGGCAGGGAAAGAAGUGAAAGUAGGAGAUACGCUGGUGGUUGAAUCAGCAUUUGUUGCAGUCUUAUUAGCAGAACAUGCUGGCACACAUUGCUUUCAUUGCUUCAGAAGGUUGGAAGCUGCUUACCCAUGUAAUCAAUGCACCAGAGUGGCAUUCUGCAGUGUUGCAUGCCAGUCAGAAGCCCUUGCAACUCAUCAUGCAGUUGAGUGUCCUAUACUUGAAACCCUGUGGUCCUCAGGAGCUUCCAUUAUUUGCCUCAUGGCUCUACGAAUAUUGUCACAGCGGGGACUCAAAUAUUUCCUUGAUAUGAGAGACAUUCUGAAAAAGGGCUGUGAUGUUGUAAAUAGCUCUCAGAAAUAUCAUCCCACAGACUAUCGAACAGUAUAUAAUCUUGUGGGUCAUUCAGGAAUGCGAACAGCACUCGACUUCUUACUGAGAACAGAUACAGCCAUUUUAUUAUUCAGGUGUCUUAAAGUGGCAGGUUUUUUCAACAUGCACCCAUCAGAAUCAGAACAGGAGCUAAUGCCUGAUGAGGUGUUUGUCGGAGCAUUACUGCUGCAUCAUCUUCAGUUAUUACAAUUCAAUGCUCAUGAGAUUUCUGAACUGCAAUUGGAAAAACCAAAUAAAAUUGAUUCUGCUCGCUCUGUAUUCCUAGGGGGGGGAUUAUUUCCAACCCUAGCCCUGUUCAACCAUUCAUGUGACCCAGGAAUAACAAGAUAUUUCCAGGGAACAACAGUUAUAGCUCGUGCCAUCAAAAACAUCCACUGCGGAGAGAUGAUUGCUGAAAACUAUGGACCAAUUUUCACUCAGACCCCUCGAGCAGAGAGGCAAGCUACUCUGAAAUCUCAAUAUAAAUUUGAUUGUCUCUGUGUGCCUUGUAAUGAAGACUGGCCCAUGUUCAACAACAUGAACCAGGGAAUUAUGAGAUUUCGAUGUACUGGCACAGAAGACGGUAAAAUCCGUAAGUGCAACAAUGUGAUCAUUGUACCAACAGACACUUCAGACUUCAUGAUCCGAUGUGCUGUCUGCAAAGAGAACACCAACAUACUCAGAGGACUGAAAGUCCUGCAGGACACAGAUGCAAUGUUCCAUAAAGCAACACAACUGAUGGAUGAAGGUAAAGUGAGACAGGCUCUGGAUAAAUACACUGAAAUCUUGGGUCUUCUCGACAGUAUACUGGCUCCACCUUUCAAGGAUUUCCACCUGUGUCAGCAAGCCAUUCGCCACUGCAUGCUCAGUUUUGGCAACAAAUCAGUUGUGUCAAAGAAAGUCACAAAGUGAAAGAUGUCAGCACAUACAUGACCUGAGAAUUAUUUUAUGCCUGUGAGUGGUUUAUCACACUCUCUUAACCCCAAGAGGAAAAUUCCUAUACCUGUUUAUAUAUGAGAAAAAUAAUUAUUUAUCACAGACCAUUACAAAUGACUACACAUCAUGUUACCAGGCAGCGGCAUGUAAAAGUUUGAACUGAAGAGAGGCAGGUAGCUCAGUCUAACUACUGUGCACAAAUAACUGCAAAUCCAUGUCAUAAAAUAAACUGCUAUGAUGUUAGCAGUCGAAUAAAGGAUAGUAAUAUGACAAUGGGGCAUAACAAUUUUCACCAGUGUCAGGAUUGUGACAUUCAAAGUGGAUGCUCACUACAGAUAGUAACUAAAAUUUGGUUCAGUUCUUGGUAAAAAAAUUACAGAAGAAAAAUAAGAAUUUUUGCUUGAAUUACUGUUUAUAAGGGAUGUUCUUAAAUGGUAAGUUCUUAUUAACAUCCUACAGUGAGUUAAUCAUGUUAUAUAAGCUGAUCUAAUAGGGAAAAUUUUAACUGAAGUAUAACCCUUGUGAUGGGUAUUUAAGUUUUCAUAAUUAAACAUGCCAUUGUAUGCUUACAUUUACACAGCAUGUCAUUAGUAAUUAUCAUGCUUGUAAAAAUGCACAGUGUUGCAGUAUUCUAAAAAUGGAGGCAUUGUGUCCCCCUAAAAACAUUGCAAACCUUUUCCACUAAUACAGUGGCAUCAGAACUGAAAGGAGAAAACCUGAAGAGUAUUGUCGGUAUAUGUGUGACUAUAUGGGGUGGUUUGGAUUGGUGAAUAAAUUUAUUCACCACUUACAGGUCAUAAAUACAAAUAAGUAUAACAUUAUUGCUAUU